AUGGACCUCCUAGUUCCCCAGCGGCUGGCCAGUUCUGAUCUACGAACAAGCGAGUCUUUUGACUGCGAGGAUGGAUUUGGCUACGGGCGCUUUCAGAAGAGGAUGCUCUUUCUUAUUUUUAUGGGCGCCUUUUCCGUUGAAUGCCAAACGCUCGUGGUGUCCCUCGUCACCGGCGACGUCGACCAUUGGUGCAAGCCGCCCAUCGACCUCAACAUCUCUGCCGCCGAUUGGAAGAACGUUGCCAUACCGAUAGAGGCUGACGGAAGCUUCAGCAGCUGUCGCGUCUACGAACGCUGCAAAACGCCCACCCAUCUCCGUGACUCUGACGACUACCAGAAGGACGACUCUGCGCCUGCUGAGACCGGUUGGUGGUACAACCGAUGCUUCAACGUGAGCGAACUCCAAGACGCGAACGACAAUCGCGAUGCGCUUUGCGAUGCUUGGGAUUACGACCCUAAUACGGCGGAGACGAGUGCCAUAAGCUCUUGGAACUUAGUGUGCGACCGGCGCUGGGCACCAGCAGGCCUUGUCACCCUGCAGAACAUCGGCGCCGUUGUUGCCCUUAUCGUGAUUGGAGCCUUCGUAGAUUACGUCAGCCGCAGUGCCGUGCUCCUAGGAUCUUACGCCGCGGUGGCGAUCUCCACCGUAUGUAGCUUCUCAGCGACAGAUUACGCUUUUUACGCCGUGGCGCGGUUUUCCGCCGGGGCCAGCGUCGCCGUGCACACAGUCUUUACCAUCCUAAUACCUUUCGAAUUUAUGACGCAUGCGCACAGGCCUCAGCAAGUCCUCUUCCUGGCCAUUCUAGGCCUGGUCUCGGGCGAAAUGUGGACUGUUGUCGUAAGGCUCGUGGCCGUCGACUGGCGCCUCAAACAGUUAAUCUUCCUCGCCCCCACAGCUCUUCUGCUGGCCGCCUUGGCCACCGCGCAAGAGUCACCCCGUUGGCUUAUAGCGAAAGGAAGGCUUGACGAGGCCGAGGCGGUCAUGAUGGAGGCUGCCAAGGCCAACAAAUUCCAGCUCGCGCUCACGGCCUGCCUUGUCGAGAAGCUCAGGGAACAUACGGACAACCGCGUCUAUCAGGAAUACGACAACAGAGAGGAAGACUUGCUGGACGCUCGCUCCCUGCGGCGACGAGCGUUGGUCAUGUGCGGCGUCUGUUUCUCCAUAUCUUUCGUAUUUCACGUAGGCGCACUGUCCACGGUGGAGUACAAUGAAUUCUGGAUCGUCUGUUUCACGGUUAUCGUGACGCUCUUGACGUACGUGGUGAUGCACUUUCUCAUCGCCGGCGUCACCCUGGUGAUGGUACUUAGCACUUGCUUCCUGCUGGCCGGCUGCAUACAGUGCGCACUGAGCGUCGCCGUCGGCACAGGACCGGGUAUGGCUACGAAGAUCCUGCUCGUACUCUCCAAGGGGGUCUCGGACGUGAUCCUCGUUCACUGUUUCACCUACGUCCUGGAGCUGUUUCCGUCGGCCGUGCGCGCCGGUGUCGCGUGCUGGGCCUUCGCCUGCGGACGUGUAGCGGCCAUAUGCGCGGUGGUGAUCCUCGUCCUGAGGCCCGUGGGACACGAAGACGUGUUCUUCGCCGUCACGGGUCUGGUGCUGUUCGUCACCCUGCUCUUCAUUCGGGCCCUGCCGCGAACGACGGUCGUGGAGGAAGCUAGGAUUGUGGCGAGGCGUGCUUCGGCCUCCAGCCGGAUAGCCAUGCAGCACAUGAAACGGACGCUGGAGCGUCGCACGCCGAACGACCUCUCAGCGGUUCACAGCAGAGACAGUUCCGUUUCAAUGAGCAGGAAGGGUCGUAGGAGUGUUGGAAACAUCAGUCCCCGCUCUUCUUACACAUCCCGGCGAUCUGGUAGUGCGCGUGCGCCACAGUAA
This is a messenger RNA of Rhipicephalus microplus (southern cattle tick), 1872 nucleotides long. Its product is annotated as solute carrier family 22 member 7-like. The record is from RefSeq and is a predicted model, not a curated record. Lineage: Eukaryota; Metazoa; Arthropoda; Arachnida; Ixodida; Ixodidae.